Vombatus ursinus (common wombat) is the source of this 2760-nucleotide messenger RNA. RefSeq names its product aminomethyltransferase (gene AMT). The transcript has 9 exons. Gene Ontology annotation, biological process: glycine catabolic process. Bases 1132 to 2475 code for a protein of 447 amino acids. NCBI's taxonomy places the organism in Eukaryota, Metazoa, Chordata, Mammalia, Diprotodontia, Vombatidae. Gene Ontology annotation, molecular function: protein binding; aminomethyltransferase activity. Gene Ontology annotation, cellular component: mitochondrion. The record is from RefSeq and is a predicted model, not a curated record.
UAAGUACAGAACAGGUGCUAACAGCAGAGAAGCAUUCCUACAAAGCAAACUGUGUCCAGGUGGACAGCAGGAACCUGCCAGAUCUUGGUUCUCUUUCUACUGCAGCGUUUUGGUUAUGCAGCUCCUGCUUGAGUAGUGGGGUAAGGACUAGAUUGGUAGUUAGGCACAAGUGGAUUUUUUAAAAAUUGGGAGUUUCUGAUGGCUUAGCAGCUAAAGGGUUAAUUGCUUUGACUGCACUCCCCUUUUGAAUUAAAGUUUAACUAUUUUCCCCCUAAUGUCCUCUCCUGACCACAGUUAAAAGUACAGCUUGAUCUCUUCAAAAAGCUAAGUUCCUUUACAUUCCGGACGGACUUGUUUGCUCAACUAUCACUACGGUGCAGUGACCCAAGCAUUCCCCUGGAAAGUCAGGGACAAACUUAGUUUAUUUUCAGAUACAGAAGCCAAAGAGAUGAUAGAAAUGCAGUUGGGGUGAGCAGACCGUUCCUAUUGUGUAUGCUUGGAUGAGCUGACAAUUUCUUAAGCUUACAAGGAUAAGCAAAGCCAUUGCUUCCACAGGGAAAAGGGGGUGAGGGAAGGAUUUCAAACUGUUGCUAGGAUACCCCAUUCUGGCCCUUAUCUCCAAGCAGGCAGGCCUCCUAAGUUCUGCAGUCUGGAUGAUGUUAUAAAUGAGAGAACAAUUUCAGAGAGGUUAAGUGAUUUGCUGACAGUCACACAGUAAGAAGUAGAUAAGGUUUUCCAAAUCAGGUCUUUUGAUUCUAAAUAUAUUGCUUUUCCUACAAUACAGGCCAUACUCUUCCUAUUUCUCAGGUGGUUGUCCAAGUGGCUGGUUCUUCUUUUUCUGAUUCUCUUAUAAGAAUUUUUUUUAAUUCUUUAGGAAAAUACACUUCAUGGGUGGGUAUCUAAAUUAUCAUUUUAUCUCCUGAAAUGAAACAUGUUCCCCAACCCAUACUAAUACAAUGAUGGUGGAUGAAUUUACCUAAGGUGUGGAAGCCUUGCUUCAGAGGCAGCAUCCAAAUCUGGUUCCAGCAAGCAGCGAUUGAUACCAUUGUUUGGUAAGAAGAAAACCUUGGAGUUUGGCGGAUCGCUGGGACUGAAACUCAAAGACCCCCUUCAGGGCAAAGGGAGGGGGAAAUGGAACUACAUCUCCCACCGUCCUCUGCUGCUCAGCCGGCCAGCACCUGCGCGGUCAGAGAGCAGAGCCCCAGGCGAAGGGUCCAGUCCCAGCGUUUCGGCUUGAAGAUGCAGCGCAUUAGGAGCUCGGCUUGGCGUCUCUUUGACCCUCUUUGCAGCGGUGCGGCGGGGGUGCGAAGUGGCCACCCCACAGCAGCUCGACGGCCUCUCAGUUCGGGGCAGGAACCCUUGAAGAAAACACCCCUGUUUGAUUUCCAUCAGAGCCACGGUGGGAAGAUGGUGUCCUUUGCUGGUUGGAGCCUACCUGUACAGUACCGGGACAGCCACAUAGAGUCCCACCUGCACACCCGAAGACAUUGCUCCCUAUUUGAUGUGUCCCACAUGCUGCAGACCAAGAUAUUUGGUCAAGAUCGAGUGAAGUUGAUGGAGAGCUUGGUGGUUGGUGACAUUGCCGAACUAAAGCCUAACCAGGGGACACUGACUCUUUUCACCAAUGAAGAAGGUGGUAUCAUAGAUGACCUGAUUGUGACAAACACAUCUAACGAGUAUCUGUACGUGGUGUCCAAUGCUGGGUGUCGAGAGAAGGACAUGGCCCUCAUGCAGAACAAAGUAUCAGAAUUGAGAAGUGCUGGCUGUGAUGUGAAUAUGGAGGUGAUUGAUAAUGCCUUGUUAGCCCUGCAAGGUCCCUCAGCGGCCCAGGUGCUGCAAGCUGGGGUGUCAGAUGACCUUCGGAAGCUGACCUUCAUGACCAGUGCCGUGAUGGAUGUGUUUGGAAUACCUGGCUGCCGUGUGACACGCUGUGGUUAUACCGGGGAGGAUGGUGUGGAGAUCUCGGUGCCAGCAGAGAAGGCUGUCCACCUGGCAGAGGCACUGCUGGAGAAUAAGGAGGUCAAGCUGGCAGGGCUGGCAGCCAGGGACAGCCUGCGGCUGGAGGCAGGUCUGUGUCUGUAUGGGAACGACAUUGAUGAGAGCACCACCCCCGUGGAGGGGAGCCUGGGCUGGACCCUGGGAAAACGACGCAAGGCUGCCAUGGACUUCCCUGGUGCUGCCAUCGUGAUCCCCCAGAUAAAAGGGAAACUGGCCCGUAAGCGUGUGGGGCUGACGUCUACAGGAGCGCCUGUUCGCCAGCACAGCCUCAUCAUGAACACAGAGGGAGCUGUCAUUGGGGAGAUCACCAGUGGCUGCCCCUCUCCGUGCCUGAAGAAGAAUGUGGCCAUGGGUUAUGUGGAUGGAAAACACAGUAAAAUUGGGACCCAGCUAUUGGUGGAAGUACGGAAGAAGCAGCAGGAGGCAGUGGUUAGCAAGAUGCCUUUUGUGCCCACCCGCUACUAUACCUUGAAGUGACCUGACCCUUUGAGGUCAUCUUCCUGCCUUCCUUUACAGUUGAAUGAGACACACAGCACAGUCCUCACUAUGGUUAGUUGAUAUUGUCUGGGAGAUGGAGGAAAUCCUAACUAUUAAGGGGAUAGGUGAGCAGCUCUUCCAGGGCCUUCUAGAGAAAGAUGUUUAUAGAAGUCAGGGGCUGGGGACCGGGAAGAAAAUAAUUUGAGGCAGCACAAUGUCGAGGGAACAGUGUUUGGAGUUGGAGGACCUAGGUUUGAAUUCUGGCUCUGCUAGUUAUUUUUUUUU